Balaenoptera ricei (Rice's whale) is the source of this 1884-nucleotide messenger RNA. RefSeq names its product phosphorylated adapter RNA export protein-like. The record is from RefSeq and is a predicted model, not a curated record. The transcript has 2 exons. Gene Ontology annotation, cellular component: nucleus. Lineage: Eukaryota; Metazoa; Chordata; Mammalia; Artiodactyla; Balaenopteridae. The coding region runs from base 366 to 1550 and encodes 394 amino acids. Gene Ontology annotation, biological process: snRNA export from nucleus.
UGACUGUUGCUGUGGCGGUCAGAGCUCAGUAAAACCUUAAUCCACUUGACUGUUGAUGGGUGGGGCUGGGUUCCCUCCCUGUUGCUGUGGCGGUCAGAGCUCAGUAAAACCUUAAUCCACUUGACUGUUGAUGGGUGGGGCUGGGUUCCCUCCCUGUUGGCUGUUUUGCCUGAGGCAACCCAACACUGGAGCCUACCCGUGCUCUUUGGUGGAGUUAAUGGCAGACUCUGGGAGGGCUCACGCCAAGGAGAACUUCCCAGAACCUCUGCUGCCAGUGUCCUCAUCCCCACGGUGAACAAGAGCCACCACUCGCCUCUGCAGGAGCCCCCCAACACCAGCAGAGAUUGGGGCCGCGCCGCGGGAAGAUGGCGCAGGAGGCAGGCGACAUGGAAGAUGGGCAGCUUUCUGACUCGGAUUCCGACAUGACGGUGGCACCCAGCGACAGGCCGCUGCAGGUGCCGAAAGCACUAGGUGGGGACUGUGCAGUGAGGCCCUUCCAGAGUACUGCAACAGUGUGUGCUCCAGUAUCACAUUAUCGGACUCUUAAAAGUGUGGAUUCAAGUGAGGAGAGUUUUUCAGAUUCAGAUGAUGAUAGCUCUCUCUGGAAACGCAAACGACAAAAAUGUUUUAACACUCCUCCCAAACCAGAGCCUUUUCAGUUUGGCCAGAGCAGCCAGAAACCGCCUAUUGCUGGAGGGAAGAAGGUUAACAACAUAUGGGGUGCUGUGCUGCAGGAACAGAGUCAAGAUGCAGUGGCCACUGAACUUGGUAUCUUGGGAAUGGAGGGCACUAUUGACAAAAGCAGGCAAUCCGAGACGUACAAUUAUUUGCUUGCUAAGAAACUUAAGAGGGAAUCCCAAGAGCAUACAAAAGAAUUAGACAAAGAGCUAGAUGAAUAUAUGCAUGGUGGCAAAAAAACGGGAUCAAAGGAGGAGGAAAACGGGCAAGGUCAUCUCAAAAGGAAACGACCUGUCAAAGACAGACUAGGAGACAGACUAGAAAUGAACUAUAAAGGCCGAUAUGAGAUCACAGAGGACGAUUCUCAAGAGAAAGUGGCUGAUGAAAUUUCUUUCAGGUUGCAGGAACCAAAGAAAGAUUUGAUAGCCCGAGUAGUGAGGAUAAUUGGGAACAAAAAGGCAAUUGAACUUCUGAUGGAAACUGCUGAAGUUGAACAAAAUGGUGGCCUUUUUAUAAUGAAUGGUAGUCGAAGAAGAACACCAGGUGGAGUUUUCCUGAAUCUCCUGAAGAACACUCCUAGUAUCAGUGAGGAACAAAUUAAGGACAUUUUUUACAUUGAAAAUCAAAAGGAAUAUGAAAAUAAAAAAGCUGCUAGGAAGAGAAGAACACAAGUGCUGGGAAAAAAGAUGAAACAAGCUAUUAAAAGCCUAAAUUUUCAAGAAGAUGAUGAUACAUCACGAGAGACGUUUGCAAGUGACACAAAUGAGGCCCUGGCCUCUCUUGAUGAAUCACAGGAAGGACACGGAGAAUCAAAGUUGGAUGCGGAGGAAGCCAUUGAGGUUGAUCAUUCUCAUGAUUUGGACAUCUUUUAGGACAUUUUGAGAAAUAAGCCUUUCUAAGAUAACAUUGUAAUAAACCAUUUCUACUGAGAUUGCUUUAUUUUACUUUGCACUGAUAAACCCAAAAAUCUGGAGAGAACUGUUGUCUUGUUUUAAAUAAAAUUGAAUAUGUGGGAGAUGAAUGCAAUAAGAACAUUUAAAACUUUCUCAUGUCUGACAAACUACUUAAAAGUAUAUAGCAGAGGAUUUAAUUUCUCAAUCUGUUGCAUGUGCUAAUCAUUACUAGUUGAUAAUCAGUUUUGUCCAGGUCAUAUAACAUGCCAUUCAAAAGUUUGUUUUCUUUUUCUGAUUUAUCUUUGCAGUGAUU